GCGGCUCUCCCCGCCGCCGCCCAAACCCUCUGUUUUUCUCUCUCCUGCCAAUCCCCUCAUCGCCUCCGCUCCCACGCCGCCGAAUCCGAGACCUGAUCUCGGAUUCACCGCAGCGCGACCCCUCCGGCGAUCCGCGGCACCUCCUCCCCGACGCUUCAGCCAUGGCAGGAAUGGCACCGGAAGGUUCCCAGUUUGAUGCAAAGAACUAUGAUUCUAAGAUGCAGGAGCUGCUGAGCCAAGGUGAGACCGAGGAGUUCUUCACCUCAUAUGAUGAAGUUCAUGAGAGCUUUGAUGACAUGGGUCUCCAAGAGAACCUCCUCAGGGGAAUUUAUGCUUAUGGUUUUGAGAAGCCUUCUGCCAUCCAGCAAAGGGGGAUUGUUCCUUUCUGCAAGGGGCUUGAUGUUAUCCAGCAGGCACAAUCUGGAACAGGAAAGACUGCUACUUUCUGUUCUGGAAUCCUCCAGCAGCUUGACUAUGGUUUGGUUGAGUGCCAGGCCUUGGUCCUUGCUCCCACCCGUGAGCUUGCGCAGCAAAUUGAGAAGGUCAUGCGUGCCCUUGGUGACUACUUGGGUGUGAAGGUUCAUGCAUGUGUUGGAGGGACGUCAGUUCGUGAGGACCAGAGGAUUCUUGCAAGUGGAGUGCAUGUCGUUGUUGGUACUCCUGGUCGUGUGUUUGACAUGCUCCGUAGGCAGUCUCUGCGCCCUGACAACAUCAAGAUGUUUGUCCUUGAUGAAGCUGAUGAGAUGCUUUCCCGUGGAUUCAAGGAUCAGAUUUAUGACAUCUUCCAGCUGCUCCCAGGGAAGAUUCAAGUUGGUGUCUUCUCUGCUACCAUGCCCCCGGAAGCCCUUGAGAUUACCCGCAAGUUCAUGAACAAGCCUGUGAGGAUCCUUGUCAAGAGGGAUGAGCUCACCCUUGAGGGUAUCAAGCAGUUCUAUGUCAAUGUGGAGAAGGAAGAGUGGAAGCUUGACACACUGUGUGACCUGUACGAGACUCUUGCCAUCACCCAGAGUGUCAUCUUCGUGAACACCCGCCGCAAGGUGGACUGGCUCACCGACAAGAUGAGGGGCAGGGACCACACCGUCUCCGCUACUCAUGGAGACAUGGACCAGAACACUAGGGACAUCAUCAUGAGGGAGUUCAGAUCAGGUUCUUCACGUGUGCUCAUCACCACUGACCUGCUUGCUCGUGGUAUUGAUGUCCAGCAAGUGUCCCUGGUCAUCAACUAUGACCUCCCGACCCAGCCAGAGAACUACCUGCAUCGCAUUGGUCGUAGUGGUCGGUUUGGAAGGAAGGGUGUGGCCAUCAACUUUGUUACGCGUGAAGAUGAGAGGAUGCUGUUUGACAUCCAGAAGUUCUACAACGUGGUGAUUGAAGAGCUCCCAGCCAACGUUGCCGACCUUCUGUGAUCGUGCGGGCUGUGGAGAACAUAUGGUAAGGGGGGUGGGGGUCCUGACAGGGCUUUGUUUUUGUUGAAAUAUCACCAAGUUUCUUGUCUGUGGGGGAAGGCGGGUUUAAGGGAUAAAUGGUCUGCUGGGGUUCUACUUUAAAGUCGUUGUCGUGGACAAUUUGGGAUUUAUUAAGCCAUGUUUUGGGAAUUUUUGUAGUUGCUAGGCUGUGGUUCUAUGUGCUGGGGAGGGAGGCGUCGCUGCUCAUGUUGCUGUUGCUGGAGUCCUCACUUUAUUUGUUAAGACUAUGUAAUGACCGAAUGAUGUUAUUUGUUUGUGUCAUCCUUGACUCUUUACCUAUCGCAUGUAAUCCUGCAAUCGCUGCUAGUAAUGCUAUCGUUAUUCUGAUA
Hordeum vulgare subsp. vulgare (domesticated barley) is the source of this 1795-nucleotide messenger RNA. Its product is annotated as eukaryotic initiation factor 4A. The record is from RefSeq and is a predicted model, not a curated record. The transcript is spliced from 5 exons. Gene Ontology annotation, biological process: cytoplasmic translational initiation. Gene Ontology annotation, molecular function: ATP binding; translation initiation factor activity; RNA helicase activity. Bases 162 to 1406 code for a protein of 414 amino acids. Gene Ontology annotation, cellular component: cytoplasmic stress granule. NCBI's taxonomy places the organism in Eukaryota, Viridiplantae, Streptophyta, Magnoliopsida, Poales, Poaceae.